AUGGAGUCAUCCUUCUCAUUUGGAGUGAUCCUUGCUGUCCUAACCAUCCUCAUCAUUGCUGUUAAUGCACUGGUAGUUGUGGCUAUGCUGCUAUCAAUCUACAAGAAUGAUGGUGUUGGCCUUUGCUUCACCUUGAAUCUGGCCGUGGCUGAUACCUUGAUUGGCGUGGCUAUUUCUGGUCUAGUUACAGACCAGCUCUCCAGCUCUGCUCAGCAUACACAGAAGACCUUGUGUAGCCUUCGGAUGGCAUUUGUCACUUCUUCUGCAGCUGCCUCUGUCCUUACCGUCAUGCUGAUUGCCUUUGACAGAUACCUUGCCAUUAAGCAGCCCCUCCGUUACUUCCAGAUCAUGAAUGGGCUUGUGGCCGGAGCAUGCAUUGCAGGACUGUGGUUGGUAUCUUACCUUAUCGGCUUCCUCCCACUCGGAGUCUCCAUAUUCCAGCAGACCACCUACCAUGGGCCCUGCAGCUUCUUUGCUGUGUUUCACCCAAGGUUUGUGCUGACCCUCUCCUGUGCUGGCUUCUUCCCAGCUGUGCUCCUCUUUGUCUUCUUCUACUGUGACAUGCUCAAGAUUGCCUCUGUGCACAGCCAGCAGAUCCGGAAGAUGGAACAUGCAGGAGCCAUGGCCGGAGCUUACCGACCCUCACGUCCUGUCAAUGACUUCAAGGCUGUUCGUACUAUAGCUGUUCUUAUUGGGAGCUUCACUCUGUCCUGGUCUCCCUUUCUCAUCACUAGCAUUGUGCAGGUGGCCUGCCACAAAUGCUGCCUCUACCAAGUGCUGGAAAAGUACCUGUGGCUCCUUGGAGUUGGCAACUCCCUACUCAACCCACUCAUCUAUGCCUAUUGGCAGAGGGAGGUUCGGCAGCAGCUCUACCACAUGGCCCUGGGAGUGAAAAAGUUCUUCACUUCAAUCCUCCUCCUUCUCCCAGCCAGGAAUCGUGGUCCAGAGAGGACCAGAGAAAGCGCCUAUCACAUCGUCACUAUCAGCCAUCCGGAGCUCGAUGGCUAA
Messenger RNA from Mus caroli (Ryukyu mouse), 1008 nucleotides. It is a transcript of the gene Gpr119, whose product is annotated as G protein-coupled receptor 119. Gene Ontology annotation, cellular component: membrane. NCBI's taxonomy places the organism in Eukaryota, Metazoa, Chordata, Mammalia, Rodentia, Muridae. The record is from RefSeq and is a predicted model, not a curated record. Gene Ontology annotation, biological process: adenylate cyclase-activating G protein-coupled receptor signaling pathway; regulation of metabolic process. Gene Ontology annotation, molecular function: phosphatidylcholine binding; G protein-coupled receptor activity.